Molecule: messenger RNA, 1603 nt
Organism: Magnolia sinica
Lineage: Eukaryota; Viridiplantae; Streptophyta; Magnoliopsida; Magnoliales; Magnoliaceae
Exons: 9
Coding region: 671-1447 (258 amino acids)
Source: RefSeq, a predicted model, not a curated record
CAUUUGGUCUCUAGAAUUUGGACAGGCAUUCCCUCCUUAUUGAAGAUGCUUGGACCUCAUUUUCAAAUAUUAAAAAAAAAAAAACCCUUCUAAAUGUCUUUAAUUAACACACAGUCCAUUAAAAUAACGUUCCCCAACCUGCAACUAAUUCCGAACGGAGAAAGAGAGAGUGAGUGAGAGAGAGAGAGAGAGAUGCAGCAGCUACCUGAGCUUCUUUUCUUCAGAUCAUGAAACCCUAAAUCCCCGUUAAAUUUUAACCGUCCGUUAAAGGGGACUAGAUCCAACGUCGUUCUUGAAGCGAGUUCUUUUGUAUCUGCCUCUCUUCCCUUUUCUUGUUCUUGAUGCUGGCUGCCAAAGGAGCCUCAGGUUCUCUGCUCUCUGCGCUUUCGGACGGUGCAGAUCGGAUCUCUGUAGCCGUUGAUUCGUUCUUGCUGGUUUCCAUGAGCUACUAUCGGAUUUGAACACUCGGAUUUCAUCGUUUCGGCCGUUUUCUGCUGGAGUAGGAGAUUUCGAAGAGUGUCUGUCUGAGAUGUGGGAUCGGAGCCGCCGGGGUGCCGUUUAGUGGGUGGUAUGGGCGACCAAGGCGGAUCGUUUGUCGCGGUUAGGCGGAUCUCACAAGGGCUGGAGCGGAGCAGCGGUUACCAUUCCACAUCUGAUAGGUAAUUGUUUGAUGGCCAUUUUACAAUUUGAAAACUCAAAUUUUCUUUACUGCCAACCUUGUAUUGCUACAGCUGAGGUUGUGGCAGGAUCAGCAGCAUGGCUUGGAAGAGGCCUUUCUUGUGUUUGUGCUCAAAGAAGAGAGAAUGAUGCCCGUUCAUCGUUUGAACUAACCCCUUUGCAGGAAGAAUAUUUGCACAGGCUACAGAGCCGCAUAGAAGUCACCUAUGAUAGUUCAAAGCCAGAGCAUCAGGAAGCCUUGAGGGCUCUCUGGCAUGCUGCUUUUCCUGAAGAAGAACUUCGGGGCUUAAUAUCUGAACAGUGGAAGGAAAUGGGUUGGCAAGGAAAGGACCCAUCUACGGAUUUCAGGGGUGGUGGUUUCAUAUCUCUGGAGAACUUAUUGUUCUUUGCCAAGACCUUUCCGAAAUCCUUCCAGGAUCUUCUCCGGAAGCAGGAAGGUGAUCGAGCUAUGUGGGAGUACCCAUUUGCUGUAGCUGGCGUGAACAUCACAUUCAUGCUCAUUCAGAUGCUUGAUCUCCAAGCUGCUAAACCUCGGACAAUGAUGGGGGCAGUUUUCUUAAAGCUACUUUCGGAAAAUGAACGGGCUUUUGAUCUUCUGUACUGUAUAACAUUCAAGUUGAUGGAUCAGCAAUGGCUUGCCAUGCAUGCUUCAUACAUGGACUUCAAUUCGGUGAUGAAAUCCACACGCCGUCAGCUGGAAAGAGAGCUGCUGCUUGAGGAAAUCACACGUCUGGAAGACAUGCCUUCCUACAGCCUUCUCCUUCGCUAAUGUAGCAAGUUGAAGUAACAGGAUGAUGAAGACAGUUACUUGAAGAAGCAAGAUAGAGGGUUCAACCUUUCCUGUGUUAAAUCAAAUAUAGAAAACUUUCUCUACAUUGGAUGAGUGAACCCAUUAAUACAUAGUGGCAUUCCUCGUUCUUCCCUA